CUAAGGACACAUAAUCCGCACGUUUCCCAUCGACAAGCAGGGUUCACGCUGGCCGCGUCCGGCCGAAGGAUGUACUGUCAAGUGUCGGGCGACAUCGCAUGAGUUGCUUCCGGGGUUUAUAAAACCCUGGAAGCAAUCGACACCACUCCACAAACUACCACCAUCUCCUUCUCCAUCUCUCUCUCAAAAGAAAAACAUCACCUUAUUCUGAACCAUCUAGAAACGUCUUUUCUGAUUAUUUGUUUUUACUUCCUUGAGCUUUCGUUCCCAUCUUCUUCCAUAUAUCUAAUUUUCUUCCUGCUGGUCAAUGAAUUCUGCACCUUCGGCCAUAUCUCACAUGUCGUCUCUUCCAUCGUCUAAAGCACCUCCUCUGAUAUCUACUGCAGCUUCCAUUUGGGCCCCAAAGCCUUACACGCCCGCUCAGCCUCAUCAUUGGCCGGAGCAAGUCGCCUCUUGGCCGUCGAUGUCUGGUCAUCCACUGCCUUCUCAGUCUCAAGUACUUAACGAGAGGACUAACAUGCAUGAGCGGGGGAGGGCUCCAGGCCUGAACGAGAACGCGCUUGUCGUUGAUCGAGAACGCCGUCAGCGCGUCGGGGCCAUCGGCGAAGGAAGGCAAAACGGUAAUGGUCCUGCAACUUCAAUAGUGCGUGCGUUCCUCGAUCUCUACAUCCCUUCACGCGUCGGUCAUUGCUUUCAUACUUUUCCGAGAUCGCGCCCUUUCAUAUCAUUUUCCAUUCCGGGAAAUCGCGUCGCCGCUGUCCGAUCCCGAUCCUUGGCGUUCCUUGCAGACUAAUUGUCGUUCAUGUUACACUCUUCGAGAGCGCUGAUACUAACUUCCGUUCUUCUUCCCCGCGAUCACCCAGAAGAAGACAUUCAAAGUUAUUGAUUCGCUUCAGCUCAUUCCCGACCCUGACGAACCAGUCAAUGUAAAAAGUCUCACGCUCGAUCUUUCGGGUAUAGACCUCGAUAACAUCGGCUCUUCAAUCUCUAAAAAGGAGGAUACUCCAGCUCUUCCGAC
Cantharellus anzutake is the source of this 1018-nucleotide messenger RNA. RefSeq lists its product as uncharacterized. NCBI's taxonomy places the organism in Eukaryota, Fungi, Basidiomycota, Agaricomycetes, Cantharellales, Hydnaceae. The coding region runs from base 308 to 793 and encodes 161 amino acids. The record is from RefSeq and is a predicted model, not a curated record. The transcript is spliced from 2 exons.